CCUUUGGGUGGUUGCUUUCGGCUGCAAAAUAGGAAGUGGCAAAGUGAACACAUAGUCUUUUAAUCGAAACAAAUUCCUGUGCCGCCCCAAGCUUAGAAGGGGCCAACAACAGGCAAUAUCGGGCUGAGCAUUUAAAUUAUUCCGAAAUUGUCAAGCAAUCUUAUUUUAACGUGCACGUUUGCACGCUUUUUUAAACUACUAACGGUUACGUCAAGUUGUCACGAGCAAGCAUGUCUGCGUCUGGCAAGCUAACGAAAAUGACGCCUUCAUCUUUCUAGAAAAGCUAGUGAGUUAGCUACUGCAACGUUAGCAUUUGGCUAAACUAACGCUCGCGUCACGAUACUUGACACAGAAAGACAAAAAGCUAACUAGCGUUGUACGUGUUUCCAGGGUUGGGACCAGUGGUGGAUGUCAUCCAAAAGAAAUGGUUUUAGAAAAUGAAGGGGGACUGAAAUCGCACGAUCAUGGAGAACAGCUUCACGUAGAACGCUUUAUUCAUCACAUGCUUCGCGAUCGAGAACGAGUGCAGGUUGCGCACGGUUCAAGUCGGUAAAUGUUUUCCAUUUUAGGCAAAGUGAAUAUCAGUGUUUUGGUCGUGGAAUCGCGAAUUAAAGCGAGCAAACCAUGACAAAUCCCCUUUGCGGUUACGUUCGCCAUCAACACCUUAGCUAACGCUAGCUGCAGUUCUUGGCUAGCUCGGUAAUUUAACGUUGUCUUAUUAGUGUCAUUAAUCCGAGACUAACAGAACUGAAGGACACAUCCGAGGCAGCCCAACAUGGCUUCAGAGGAGGCGUCUUUGCGUGCACUGGAGAGCCUAAUGACAGAGUUCUUUCACAGCUGCACAACCAAUGAAAGAAAACGAGAAAUAGAAGAGUUGCUGAAUAACUUUGCACAGCAGACUGGAGCAUGGCGCCAUUGCUUGUUCUUCCUCUCUAAUACCCAGAAUGAGUAUGUCAUGAUGUACAGUCUCACAGUAUUUGAAAACCUGGUGAACAAAAUGUGGAUCGGUGUCGCAUCGCAAGACAAAAUGGAGAUUCGCAGCUGUUUGCCCAAACUCCUACUUGAACACCACAAAUCGGUGCCCUAUUUCAUCCGUAAUAAACUCUGCAAAGUCAUUGUGGACAUUGGUCGCCAGGAUUGGCCAAUGUUCUACCACGAUUUCUUUACAAACACGCUCCAGUUGGUCCAGUCCCCAGCUUUGGCACAGUUAGGCUUGGUAAUGCUGAAAACCACAUCGGAGGAACUCGCGUGUCCUCGGGAAGACUUGAGUGUUGCCAGGAAAGAUGAGCUGCGUAAACUGCUGCUGGAUCAGGUACCGACGGUGCUUGGACUGUUGACAGGCAUCCUGGAGACUUACUGGGACAAGCACAGCAUCAUUGCUUCCACGCCGCCACCUUCACCCACAUCAGGAGAAAGUAUGGUACUUCUGGGCACGUUGUUUCAGGGCAGUCAGUACUCAAAGCUUCUCUGCCAGCCCAUGGCAGCACUAGACAACGAGAGUCAGCAGCUCUGUUGUAUUGUCCUGGAGUGCUUGGCCCACCUGUUCAGCUGGAUUCCGCUAUCCACUAGCAUCACACCCACGCUGCUGGCAUCCAUCUUCCACUUUGCACGCUUUGGCUGUGAUCUUCGCACGAAGGCCAAGUCCUUCAUCUCCUCCACCUCCUCAUCUUCUAAUGGACACCUUAAUGUCGGGACAAUGCCACCCACGUCAAACGGUGGAGGGCGACAGAGUGAGGGCGGCAAAGUUGAUCGUUCUCGCCUUGGCGUACUCGCCAUGACCUGCGUCAACGAACUAGUGUCAAAGAACUGUGUGCCAAUGGAUUUUGAGGAGUACCUGUUGCGCAUGUUCCAGCAGACCUUUUUCCUUCUGCAGAGGCUCACUCGUGAGAAUAACGCUCAUACAGUCAAGAGUCGGCUCCAGGAACUUGACGAGAGUUACUUGGAAAAGUUCACAGAUUUCCUGCGUCUGUUUGUCAGUGUUCACUUGAGGCGGAUUGAGUCCAGUCCUCAGUUUCCAAUUGUAGAGUUUCUUGCCCUGCUUUUCAAGUACACCUUCAACCAGCCUACCCACGAGGGCUACUUUGCCUGUUUGGAUAUAUGGAGUGUGUUUUUGGAUUUUCUUACAACCAAAAUCAAAAGCAGACUUGCUGACAGAGAAAGUGUUCUCAACAGGUACAAAGAUGCCUUAGUUCUUCUGUUGAGAGAAGUUCUGAAUCGCAUUCAGUUUCGAUACAAUCAGGUUCAAUUGGAAGAACUGGAUGAUGAGACGCUGGAUGAUGAUCAACAGACUGAAUGGCAAAAGUACCUGCGUCAGAGUCUGGAGGUAGUUGCUAAGGUGAUGGAGCUGCUCCCUUCCCAUGCAUUCUCUACUUUGUUUCCCAUUCUUCAAGAAAACAUGGAUGUGUACUUGGGCCUGCAGCAAUUUAUUGUCACCACUGGCACAAGUCGCAGGCUAAACAUCACUGCUGAGAAUGAUUGUCGCCGACUUCACUGCUCUCUCAGGGACCUCAGCUCCCUUCUCCAAGCUGUCGGGCGCUUGGCCGAACAUUUCAUCGGGGAGAUUUUUGCAUCACGUUUCACUGACGCGCUUGCAGUAGUUGAGAGGCUUGUGGACGUGACCUGCUAUGGGUCUCAGACCAGCUUGUACGACCUGGAAACCGCAGUGCCUUCUGUUCUUAAACCAGACCUCAUUGAUGUACAUGCACAAGCCCUUGCAGCUCUGCAAGCCUACUCUCAUUGGCUUGCACAGUUCUACAGUGAGGUCCACAGUCAAAACCAGAGCCAGUUUGUCAACCUCAUCACGUCUGCAGUAGAUGCCAGUAGCCCCCUCAUCACUGCGAAGGUACCGGAAAAGUUACUGCUGUGUGCGUGCCAUCUGAUGGUUUCCAUAACCUUCACAGUGCGUCCUGUGUUUAUGGUGACUUUGCCUGCGGUUCAGAAGAUCUUCAACCUCAUUACUGAGAAUCAGACUCGCAGGCUCCCACUAGAGGCUCACUUGCUAGUGUGUCGGGCUUUAUCCAACAUGCUGCUGCUCCCAUGGCCAAAUCUACCAGAGAAUGAGCAGCAGUGGCAAACACGGUCCAGCAACCACUCCAGCAUGCUGGCGGCCCUCACUCGGGAAUAUCGCAUGUUAAGAGGGACAGUGAACAUAACUCCACGGCGACCUGAAAUGCACGACUUGAAAGCAGUGAUACAGCAGACCUUGCCUGUCCUCAGAGACAUAGUGGACAGCAUAUCUGGAGAGUCCACGAAAUCCCGCCAAAUCUGUUACCAGAGUCUGCAGGAGUCGGUCCAAGUGUCCCUCAGCCUUUUCCCAGUGUUUAUUCAGCAGCCAGAUGUGACGGAUGAGAUGUUGGCAUUCUUCUUGACGCUCUUUCAAGGGUUACGAGUCCAGAUGGGUGUUGCCUUCACAGGACAAAUCCUCCAAACAUUCCUCAGCUUGUUUACCAGGGAACAGCUGGCUGCCAGUAUUUUGCAGGAGGGUAGCGCAGGGUGUCGAGUGGUACAGAAGUUCCUGAAAAUCCUGCAGUUGGUGGUACAAGAACCUGGUCAGGCUUUCAAACCGUUUCUCCCCAGCAUUCUCUCUCUGUGCAUGGAGCAGGUGUACCCAGUUGUGGCAGAGCGGUCUUCCCCUGAUGUCAAAGCAGAGAUGUUUGAGCUGCUAUACCAAAUACUUCACCAAAACUGGAGAUACUUCUUUAGAACUUCUAUUCUAACAAGUGUCCAGAGAGGAGCUCCUGAGGACGCCAUGGAGAACGAGGCCCAGUUCACAGCUGCCAUGCAGGCUUUUGGGCAGUCUUUCCUGCAGCCCGACAUCCAUAUCUUCAAGCAAAAUCUCUCCUAUUUGGAGUCCCUCAACAGCAAGCACAAGUUGUAUCACAGAAAGCUUUUCCGGACCUCGAUGCUCUUCCACUUUAUCAACGUGCUGCUGCAGGUCCUUCUCCACAAAAGUCACGACCUUCUCCAGGAGGAAAUCACCCUGGCCAUUUACAACAUGGCCUCUGUGGACUUCGAUGCCUUCUACUCAGCCUUCAUGCCAGAGUUCCUCAACAACUGCCAGGGUGUGGACACCAACCAGCGAGCUGUCCUCGCCCGCAACUUCAAGAUAGAACAGGACCUGCCUUCAUUCACUCAAAGUGUGCAGCGGCUGGUGAACGACCUUCGCUACUACAGACUGUGCAACAGCAGCUUGCCCACUGGCACCAUUAAGCUAUAGCACGGCAGAACCACUUCACGAUGCAUCCAGGACGUUCAAGGACUGCCUGUGCUGACCACUUUGCCCAACACUCCAAACUCUGCUUUGGCUCACAUGUUCAAAGUUGUAGGAAGGUUGAGGAUGCUGCUGUUUCUUUGAUAUCUACUGUAGACAUUUGGCGCAUUGUUGUUGAUGAUAAAAGCAGCGCCCACCGUGUCGCCAAUGAUUCAUUGGCAGGAAAUGUUAACCUGGUCUGCAGUUGGUAUUAGUUUGCCCCAGACCCGGACCAGUCUGAGCCAGGCCUUCUUUCCCACGCUGGGACUGAGCACUUUUAACUCAUUUUGAGUUUUUAAAAUGUUUGCUUUUAUUCAUUUAUGCCUUCAGGUUUUUUCAUCUCCAAAGGAGACGGACUCUCAACUUAAAUCUUUCACAUCAUUCCAUUCUGAAAGAAAAUUUGCUUGAUUUAAUAA
This is a messenger RNA of Phycodurus eques (leafy seadragon), 4665 nucleotides long. It is a transcript of the gene xpo6, whose product is annotated as exportin 6. Gene Ontology annotation, molecular function: nuclear export signal receptor activity; small GTPase binding. The record is from RefSeq and is a predicted model, not a curated record. NCBI's taxonomy places the organism in Eukaryota, Metazoa, Chordata, Actinopteri, Syngnathiformes, Syngnathidae. Gene Ontology annotation, biological process: protein export from nucleus. The transcript is spliced from 24 exons. Bases 776 to 4216 code for a protein of 1146 amino acids.